AUGAGAGGAGAGUGGAACGGUUUACAAGCACUCUUUAUGAAGGAUUGUCCUUAUGCAUAUUAUGUUCAUUGUUUUGCUCAUCGAUUGCAACUUGCUUUGGUUACUGCAUCAAGAGAAGUUAAACCAAUUCAUCAAUUCUUUGAGAAGUUGAAUUUAAUUGUCAAUGUUGUUUGUUCUUCUACAAAGCGCCAUGACGAGUUACAAGCUUCCCAAUUAGAUGAAAUUGAACAUUUAUUAGAGAUUGAUGAGAUUGUAACGGGUAAAUGUGAAAAUCAAAUUGGUACUUUGAAGCGAGCAGGGGAUACUCGUUGGGGAUCACAUUUCUCUUCUAUUUCUAGCUUUAUAAAUAUGUAUGAAGCAACUUGUUCUGUUUCAAGAAAAUUUGCAAAGGAAGGAUUAAGUUAUGCUUCACGUGGAGAUGCAGAUAGUGCUUAUAAUUAUUUGAAGUCAUUUGAUUUCAUAUUCAUAUUGCAUUUAAUGAAAGAAAUUAUGGGGAUCACAAAUAUUCUUUGUCAAGCUUUACAACAACAAUCUCAGGAUGUAGUUAAUGUUAUGCAUUUGGUUUGUUCAACAAAAACUCUUAUUCAAGAAUUAAGAGAAAUUGGUUGGGAUGAAUUGUUUGCUACUGUGAAGUCUUUUUGUGAAAAACAUGAUAUUGAGAUUCCUGAUCUUAAUGAUGUCCAUUCAACAACAAGAUUUGGUCGUUCUCGUCUUGAAGAAAAUCAAGUAACCAUUGAGCAUUAUUUUAGAGUUGAAAUAUUUUUCACUACCAUUGACAAACAAUUGCAAGAGUUGAAUAACAGAUUUAAUGAGCAAACGAUUGAUUUGUUAACUCUAAGUUGCGCUUUGGCUCCGACGGAUAAUUACAAGGCUUUUAAUCUUGAUACCAUUUGCACUCUAGUUGAAAAAUAUUAUCCUAUGGACUUCAAUGAGCAAGAGAAGACUAAUUUGAAAUUUCAACUUCGGCAUUUUAUUAUUGACGCUCGUCAAGCAUCAAGUUUGAAUAAUUUGUCAACUAUUCAAGAAUUAUGUUCAUCUUUGGUUGCAACUGAAGAGAAGGAAAUUUAUUAUUUGAUUGAUAGACUACUCCGCCUUAUCAUGACUCUCCAUGUAUCUACAGCUACUACAAAAAGAUCUUUUUCGGCAAUGAAAAUUAUCAAGACAAGGUUGAGAAACAAAAUGGAAGCUGAUUUUCUAGGAGAUAGUAUGACGGUUAACAUUGAAAGAGAAAUUGCUGCAAGUAUUGAUUCUGAGACUAUUAUUUAUGAUUUCAAGCUACUCAAAAAUCGUAGAGCAUUACUUUAA
Vicia villosa (hairy vetch) is the source of this 1305-nucleotide messenger RNA. RefSeq lists its product as uncharacterized. Bases 1 to 1305 code for a protein of 434 amino acids. The transcript has a single exon. NCBI's taxonomy places the organism in Eukaryota, Viridiplantae, Streptophyta, Magnoliopsida, Fabales, Fabaceae. The record is from RefSeq and is a predicted model, not a curated record.